Scutellospora calospora is the source of this 1564-nucleotide messenger RNA. The record is from the annotation of a GenBank genome assembly. NCBI's taxonomy places the organism in Eukaryota, Fungi, Glomeromycota, Glomeromycetes, Diversisporales, Gigasporaceae.
AUGAAAAUAACUUAUAAACCUAUAGCACAGUAUUUAUUACUUUGUUUAAUCAUAACAUUAACGAAAUCACAACAGUCAUUUAACUACACGGAGAGUACAUUAGAAACACAAGACACACCACCACUUAUAGCUGACAUUAAAUCUUAUGAUGACGGAACAAUUCUCGUUCAUGUUAUACGAAAUUAUUCAACACAAUUAAACAUCGAUUGUUUAAUGAGUUUAGAACCGAAAUUACGUAUAAGAAUUAUUCAUUUAAAUAGAACUGUUAAAGAGAUUGAUCCCGAUUUAAAAUUAGAUCCUAACAACACAAGUAUAUUGCAUAAUAUUAUAAAUCCUAUUUCGAUAUAUCCUUUACAAAAACAGUUCAUUCUAAUAACUUAUAUUAACACUACAAAUUCUUCUGAACUUACAACUUAUGAAGAGUGGGCGAAUGUUAUCGAUUGGAAUGGAAAUAGUCAAAGUGUUAUCGAUUAUUUCUCUUAUAAUUAUUCUCUUGUCACGAUAAUUUCCACUGUUGAUAAUGGAUAUAUAGCGGUUUCAAACGAUACACAAUAUAACAGCGAUUUGUUACUUCCACUUGGUGGGCUUUACACUUCAUUUAUACCCUACAAUCAGUCUCAUUAUAAUCCAGAAAGACAGAUUUAUAUAACACAACCUAAUAUAACAAUUAACUCAGUUUACUGUGAUAAUUCAUGUUAUGGAGUUAUUAUUUGUAUAGUUUCCGUCAACAGCAAGAAUACACUGCACUAUCUAGAAAUCGAACUCGAUUCAGUAGGUGCAGUACUAAUAAUGAAUAUAAUUUACGAACACCCUAAUGUAACAGGACUAUACCAGCAAAGUUGGAGUGCAAAAAUAAUGCCAUUCUGUAGUUAUAUAUUAGGACCUUUUCUUACAAAUUAUUUUGGUGUAAAUACUAUUAUGAAUAAUAAUACUUUUUUACUCGCUUCACCCUAUACAAAUAAUAAUACUUCUUGGUCUUUGCUCACUAUUCCGUUACCUUUACCUGAUUAUAUUAAUGAUUCUGGCUAUGAUAAUCCUAUUAUAAUCAAAACCAUUCCACCAAUCAAUGCUGUUGUAAAUUCGUCAAUAACUACCCUAAACAUCACCAUCAAUGAUACGGUUACUUUGUCAACCGGCAACAUCACUAUCUACAAAGCCUCCGAUAACAGCAUUAGACAAAGAAUUUCUGCAACAAUGCAUGAGUUCUGUAAUAUCAGUUAUGAUAGGAUUUAUUUUACAAGCUUUCUUAGUAUAACAGUCAUUAAAAGCACAUUCAACGAGUAUGGCGAACAAUAUUUUGUGACGAUGGAUAAUAAUUUUGUCAUGGAUACUAAUGCACCUCUAAAAGGAAUUCAUGAUGGUAUUUGGAUUCUUAAAUCAGACGAAGCCAUUACGGGUUCAGUACACCUUACUGUAGAUGCAUCCAAAAAGUUCUUAAAUCAAUCAGCAUACUUUUAUCCUUUAUUGAAUGAACUUUCUGUUAAAGUGCCAAUAAAUCGUUCUCGUUUAAGUUCAAAUAAUAGAUUCUAUAAAGUGCUUAAUGAUCAAAUCGUUAUUUUAAUUC